Molecule: messenger RNA, 1650 nt
Organism: Boeremia exigua
Lineage: Eukaryota; Fungi; Ascomycota; Dothideomycetes; Pleosporales; Didymellaceae
Product: CaaX prenyl protease-like protein
Exons: 3
Coding region: 216-1598 (460 amino acids)
Biological process (GO): CAAX-box protein processing
Cellular component (GO): endoplasmic reticulum membrane
Molecular function (GO): metalloendopeptidase activity
Source: RefSeq, a predicted model, not a curated record
CAGACUGCAGCGUCCAAGUCUCUGGUGCCGUGCAUGGCGAUUGUGUCGAUUGUGUGGAUCUGUCGACGCGUUGUCGUGGUGGGCGGGACGCGUUCGCGGAGUGACGCCACUGCCGGGGGGCGUCUCCACAUGGCACACGAUCAGCCGCGGCGGAAACUGUCCUCAACUCGCGUGCCGCUGCCGCCGCCGCCUCAUCCACCACACACUGUCGCAACAUGAUCCAGGCAUUUUUACAGCGCCUGGCCCGCUUGCUGGACCGGCCACUCUUCCCGUGGAGGAAGCUUGUGGUUGGCUUCUCGCUCGCGGAAUUCGCGCUCGAGAACUGGCUGCUGUUCCGCCAGUACCGCGUUCUGCAGCGCACCACGGUCCCCAAGGCACUCGACAAGGAGAUUGACCGCGAGACAUUUGACAAAUCCCAGGCAUACGGCCGCGCAAAGGCCAAGUUCAGCUUCGCGUCGGCUCUCUUCAACCAGGCCAAGCACCUCGCAACCAUCUACUUCAACGUCUACCCGAUCCUCUGGAGCGUCGCCGGCUCGCUCAUCGUCCGCUAUGCCCCCGCCAGCCUCUCUGGCGAGAUUCCGCGAUCGCUGCUGUUCAUGUACCUCAUGACCUGGGCUGAGACGCUCAUCGGCCUGCCCUUCUCGUACUACCACCACUUUGUGCUCGAGGAGAAGUACGGCUUCAACAAGAUGACCAUCAACACGUGGGUCACAGACAUGGUCAAGGGCCAGGCUCUCGGGCUUGCGUUCGGCAUCCCCAUUGGCAGCGCCUUCCUGGCCAUUAUCCGCAAGACGGGCCAGAAUUUCUUCUACUACCUCUGGGUCUUCAUGCUGGCUGUGCAGAUCCUUGGCAUGACCAUCUACCCGAUCCUCAUUGUGCCGCUCUUCAACAAGCUCGAGCCUCUCCAGCCCGGCAAGCUCAAGGACUCGGUCGAAGCGCUCGCGUCGAAGCUCGACUUCCCGCUCUCGGAGCUGCAGGUUAUUGACGGCAGCAAGCGCAGCGCCCACAGCAACGCCUACUUCACCGGCCUGCCGUGGAUUGGCAAGAAGAAGAUUGUCAUCUUCGACACGCUGCUCGAGAAGAGCUCGGACAAGGAGGUCGAGGCUGUUCUGGGCCACGAGCUGGGCCACUGGAAGAUGAACCACACAUCCAGGCUGCUGUUCAUCGCGCAGGCCCACCUGUUCUACACGUUCGCCUUGUUCUCCGUCUUCAUCGACAACCGCUCGCUCUUCACCGACUUUGGAUUCCACAGGGAGCAGCCAAACAUUAUUGGAUUUAUUCUGUUCAACGAGAUCUUGUCGCCUACGGACGCGCUCUUUAAGCUGGGCAUGAACUUUUGGACCCGCAAGAUGGAGUAUGAAGCUGAUGCAUUUGCCGUCGACCUCGGAUACCGCACGGAGCUCGGUGCUUCCCUCCUGAAGCUGCAGAUCCAGAAUCUGUCGUCAAUGGACGCUGAUUGGUUCUACUCGUCUUUCCACCACUCGCACCCUAUCCUGACCGAACGGCUGCGCGCAAUGAACUGGUCGAGCAACGAGAAGCUGACGGAGAAGGCCAAGGACGAGGACAAGGCGGUCAAGGCGUCGGACCGAGAGUUGUAGGAGUAGGACAUGAAGGGUGGAUUGGAGGGCGAAGUAUGCGCUCCCCAGUGGU